AUGCACGGGUGUGACGCUGCUGCGCGCGAGCCCAGACGGCCGGGGCCCAUGCUAAGUCCACGGCCCACGCAGUGCUACCAGCGCGCCCGUGAGUGCUCCCACCGCGCCACACACGCGAGCCCCAAUCCCAGCCUCUCUCGCCUGAGUGCAAAGCGACGCCAACACACACACACACACACACACACACGUGACCAGACGCCCUGGCGACCGAUUUUCGGACCGUUUCGCGCGGGGCGGCAACCCGUUUCGCAACCCGUUUUGGCGACGGGGCAGACCCGAACGCAACCGAGAAAAAAAACGCGCGCGCGCGCGAGACCCGUACACAGCGAUGCACACACGUGCGCACAGGGCUGCUGGACUUUUAUAUCCGGCGGCGAUCUCCGGGGCUGGUUGGUGUCGGACCUGGCACGUGCACAGUCAUGUGACGGCGGGGGCGUGCGUUUGUGCCACCGUGCUGGAGCGUCGCCCGCGGUGCUUGAAAGCACAGUAGAGCCCUCCGUCACGCCCGGGCCCCGGGCUACACGCUUGGCCGUGGAAAAAGGUAGAUGUGCCAGUUGA
Molecule: messenger RNA, 558 nt
Organism: Lachancea dasiensis
Lineage: Eukaryota; Fungi; Ascomycota; Saccharomycetes; Saccharomycetales; Saccharomycetaceae
Source: the annotation of a GenBank genome assembly